Messenger RNA from Mytilus californianus (California mussel), 2527 nucleotides. RefSeq lists its product as uncharacterized. The transcript is spliced from 14 exons. The record is from RefSeq and is a predicted model, not a curated record. Bases 14 to 2527 code for a protein of 837 amino acids. NCBI's taxonomy places the organism in Eukaryota, Metazoa, Mollusca, Bivalvia, Mytilida, Mytilidae.
UUCCCUAACAAAGAUGUUGGAAGAACAGAAAGAAACUUUAUCAGAGCAGUUACCUACAGCAGUUAGACAGAUUUUACUAGAGAAACUUGGACUGAGUGAUUUUCUAUUAGAUUCUCCAUGUAAUGUAACAACUAAUCCAUUUGUCAAUGAAUGUACUAGUAGUUAUUUGACCUUGUCCUUACCUUCAUCAGUAUCCUGUGUAAUACCACCAAGCUGUUCUGCUUUAUCAUGCUGUAUGGACGUCAAGUUAAUCAGUCACGCCAUCAUGUCCAAGAUCUAUAUAGAUCCUUGUACAUAUACUAUGUCCUUAACUUUAGAGAAACUACAUGUAAAGAUAUCUCUGCUGAAAUAUACAUGGGGAGAAACUCACAAGUUCUCACUUCAAGGUGGCAUUAUUAUAAAGUAUAGCGUUUUUGACUUGAAGAAUGAGAAGAUGUUUAUGGUAGACUUGAGUUUCCAUGUUUGUAUGGAGAAGGACCCAAGCAACUGUAUAGUUGAUUUACAGAUCCUGACCAACGCUAAAUUAUCCAAACCUUUAUGUGACUGGAAUAUGGGAUUUUUGCAGUCCGACUUUUCCUUGGGUAUUUGGAUGACAGAAAACAGUUUAACAGACACUGGUACAUUACAGGAAGUUUUUGUUACACAGCUUCUCUAUAAACUUGGCAUUGAUGACUACAUGAAGAAUCCACAGUGUGACAGAAAUCAGCCUCCAUAUAAACCUGCAAACAACAUGGGAUGGAAUCUAGAUAAAUGUAACAGUUCUGUAGAUAUACCUGUAUCUUUACCUGCUGGGAUCUCCUGUUACCUGUCUGAUACCUGUACAGGUAUAGAUUGUUGUAUACAGGUAGAUAAACUAGGAUUAUCUGUCAAUGCCUAUGUACUGCUGGAUGCCUGUCACAACACCUUUACUGUUGGUGUAGAGAACUUUAAACAUACUACAACCAUGCUGGAUAUUGACCUUGGUGAAAUACAAACUUUCUCUAUGAUGGGAUUUUUUAGAGUGAGUUACAAGAUUGAAGAAUUCUACAAUGAGAGGAUGUUUAUUGUCAGUCUGACCAUCAGUAUUUGUUAUGAAGCUAAUGGUCCUUGUGCUUUGGAGAUGAUAAUACUUGAAAAUAAUAAACUUCCAAUACCUUUCUGUGAUUUCAGUCAAGGAAAUCCAGGAUUUUCCUUUGCUGAAUGGGUAGAUAGUAACAAGAUAGAUCUGGGACAACAGCUACAAUCCUAUGAUGUUGAUAGGUUGAUGGAAGAAUUGGGUAUAGCUGGUUAUCUGCUGAAUCCUCAAUGUCAGGUGUCUGCCUAUCAAACUAAGGCUAAUGGAUGGAAUGUUGGAUCCUGUGAUGCAGACUUAUCAUUGCCAACAUUACCAUCCAACAUGGCAUGUCAGUUACCAGACUUUUGUACAGGGAUCCAGUGUUGUUUAUACAUACCACUGUUGGAUAUGUCUGUAGAAUUCCAUGUUCUGAUUGACAUCUGUAACCUCAAACUUAGUAUUGGACUGGAGAACCUUGUCAUCAAUGAAUCUUUGUCUGAUUACAGCUUUAACACUGAGAAGAAGAUGUCUCUAGGUAGCAUGAUAAGAUUGAGUUAUUCCAUAGAAGAUUUGGAAGCUGAGGAGAAGCUAUCUUUCAGUUUAACAAUAAACUUUUGUAUGGAGAGUAAUGGAGAUUGUAUAUAUAACUAUGUAAUAUUUGAUGAUUAUAAAAUAUCUAAACAGCCAUGUGAUUGGACAGGAGGAUUUGUCGUACCAAAUUUUAAAUUGAAUUCCUGGCUAACAGAGCAUGAUUUAUUGCCAAAUUUAUCACAACUCUCUGAUUUAAUGGCAUCAAAGCUUCUAGAAGAUCUGGGUAUAGCUGAAUACCUACAAGAACCAAGCUGUAAUCCUGAAACAGAUAUAGUAUUCAGUAAUGCACAAAGUAAUGGCUGGAAUUCAGCUUGCCCAAGUGCUGUGUUACCUGACUUGGCUGAUGAUGUAGUAUGUCACCUUGACUCUUCCUGUACAUCUGUUUCCUGUUGUGCACAUGUAGGGCUGAUCAGCAGAAACAUACAUUUCUUCCUCACUGUAGAGCCAUGUAACCAAACAUUCAGUCUUGGUAUUGAGAAUUAUAAAUUUGAAUUUUCUCUGUAUGAGACAGACAUUAAUCUGCAGAAACAAUUUCAUAUUGGAGGGGUUUUAGAAAUAGACUAUAUAAUCAGUGAUAUGGCUGGAGAAAGAGUUUACUUUAUGGAUCUGAGUAUAAAAGUUUGUUUUAAUGAUGAAGGACCUUGUCUGAUACAGGCCAAUAUCUUCUCCAAUACAAAGCUGCCAAAAAUACAGUGUAGUUGGCAGAAAGGUUUCCUUGAUCCAAACUGGUCCUUAUCCAAUUGGUUUAACCAGACUGGUUUCAAAGGACGACUGACAACAGAUGAAAUAUCUCAGCUGAUGUUUGACCUGGGACUGUCAAAGUUUUUAUACAAUGAUAAAUGUGAUUAUACAGACUCAGAGUCAGUGUUUGUCAAUUCCUACCAUGGAUGGACUUCUGAUUGA